GCUUCAGGGCCCCCUCCGUGCCGCCCCCUUCUCUUCUCCUCUUCCUCAGAAUCAUAACAUGGGCCAAACGCAGAGCACCCCUCUCUCCCUCCUUCUCGCCAACUUCAGGGACAUAAAAGCUAGAGGGCACAACUUAAGCCUAGACAUUCGCAAAAGGAAGUUGAUCACCUAUUGCCGCUCUGAAUGGCCCACCUUUGGGGUCAAUUGGCCUACAGAGGGAACCUUCUGCCUCCCUGUGGUCCUUAAAGUAAAAUAAAAAAUUUUCCUACCAGGGAAAGAAGGUCACUCGGAUCAGAUUCCCUAUAUUCUGGUGUGGCAAGAUUUAGUAGAAAACCCACCUCCUUGGAUGGCCACUUCCUUAAUAGCAGAGUCAUGCCGAAUCCUAGCGGCUAAACCUAUCAACCCUCCCAAGCCGCCAACUCCAACUGCACCCCCUGUUCUCCCCGACAACCAAGAUUUACUUUCCUUUGACCCUCCCCCUUACCAGGUUCCUCCUCUUAUUCCGCAAGCUGCCCCUAUCCCUGCUGCGCCGGCAGAGCCUCCCGUAGCCCAGCCCAUAGGAGAACCAGAGAAUAGGGAGGCUCAACCCGCGCCUAUGCCUAGUGGGGGCGAAGUCCAAGGGCCGGCCGGACGUACCCGUAGGCGGGCCCCACAUGAGCCAGGACUCCGCCUUCCUGACUCCACCGUAGCUUUACCUUUACGGGAAAUAGGGCCUCCCGAUGAGACGGGGAGCCCCCGACUUCAAUACUGGCCCUUCUCUACCAGUGACCUAUAUAACUGGAAAACCCAGAAUGCCCGAUUUUCUGACAACCCUAAAGAUUUAAUAAGUCUCUUAGACAGCGUUAUGUUUACCCACCAACCCACCUGGGAUGAUUGUCAGCAGCUCCUCCGAAUCCUGUUCACCACCGAGGAGCGAGAAAGAAUUCAAUUGGAAGCAAGAAAGCUGGUUCCUGGAGAUGACGGCCAACCCACUGCUAACCUUGAUCUCAUUAAUGCAGCUUUUCCCUUGACCCGACCCCCACAGGAUGGCUGGGACUACAACACGGCAGAAGACCCGGACUUGGAUACACCCUUCCAUGACUGCGCUGAGAUAUUGGCACAGGUUCAUGGAGUUCGGGAAGAUUUACAGGAUCACCCGCUACCAGACGCUGAGGUUACCUGGUUCACUGACGGCAGCAGCUUUGUACAUCAGGGUCAAAGGUACGCGGGGGCAGCAGUCACAACUGAAACUGAGACUGUUUGGGCAGAGCCUUUGCCAGCUGGCACCUCUGCCCAACGAGCUGAACUUGUGGCCUUAACCAAGGCACUGACUUUAGGAAAAGACAAGAAACUAAACGUGUAUACCGAUAGCAGAUAUGCUUUUGCUACGGCCCACAUACAUGGAGCUAUAUACAGAGAGAGGGGGCUGUUAACUGCAGAGGGGAAAACUAUCAAAAACAAAGAAGAAAUAUUGGCUCUUUUAAAGGCACUCUGGCUGCCUAAACGACUAGCCAUCAUACAUUGCCCAGGCCACCAAAAACCGGUCACACCGGUGGCCAGAGGAAAUAGUUUGGCUGACCAGGUGGCCCGAGAGGCGGCUUUACAGGUGGACUAUGCUUUAAUGACCACCCUACCAGACCCCGGUUCAGCUAGCUUACCAGAAAAUCCCGCCUACACUAAAGAAGACCUAAACUGGAUCCAAAAAUUACCUUUAACUCAGUGCCUUAACGGAUGGUGGAGAGCAGCAGACUGUAGCAUAAUCCUCCCAGAAGAAAUGGGAAAUAAAGUCUUAUCCAAGAUGCACCGAGCCACUCAUAUGGGCACAAGAAAAAUGCAAGACUUAAUAAGACAUGCUAGGAUCACUAUUAAAGACUCCAGGACAAAAAUUGAGCAGAUAGUCACUAGCUGUAAAGCUUGUCAAUUAACUAACGCCACCAACCACGGGAAAAACCCUGGCUCCAGAACCCGCGGAACCAGGCCGGGAGCCUAUUGGGAAGUAGACUUCACCGAGGUAAAGCCUGGAAAAUAUGGAUAUACAUAUUUGUUAGUGUUUAUAGAUACCUUUUCAGGAUGGACAGAGGCCUUCCCCACCAAGCAUGAGACUGCGCAGGUAGUAGCAAAGAAAAUGUUAGAAGACAUCAUACCCAGGUACGGAUUUCCUACCCUAAUAGGAUCAGACAACGGACCAGCAUUCAUUUCAAAGGUAAUACAAGGGAUAGCGCAGUUUAUUGGGGCUGAUUGGAAACUACAUUGUGCAUAUAGACCCCAAAGCUCAGGACAGGUAGAAAGAAUGAAUAGAACUCUAAAAGAGACCUUAACUAAAUUGACCAUAGAGACUGGCGCUAAUUGGGUAGUCUUACUCCCCUACGCUCUGUUCAGGGUGCGGAACUCCCCUUACAAACUGGGAUUAACCCCCUUUGAAAUCAUGUAUGGAGUGCCCCCCCCUAUAAUUCCCAACCUACAGUCUAAUGUGUUAACUGAAUUUGAUGAUCAUAAACUUCUUAUUUCCCUGAGGGAACUCCAGCACACCCACCAGGAAGUUUGGCCCCGAUUGAGAGCCAUUUAUGAAAACGGGCCCCCUCCUGAGCCGCAUCACUACCGACCCGGAGAUUGGGUAUACGUGCGGAGACACAAGCAAGAGACCCUCCAACCACGGUGGAGGGGACCCUACAUUGUGAUCCUAACCACACCCACUGCUCUCAAAGUCGACGGGAUUGCUACCUGGAUCCAUUACACCCACGCCCGACCAGCUGAUCCCUUUGCGGUUCGAGAAGACUUCGUGCCGGAAGCCAACACCGCCUGGACGGUUGACCAGAGUAAGACCCAUCCUUUAAAAUUGACUCUGCGUCGAAAACCUGACCCCGAAAACCAGCUGAAACCAAAGCCUGGGUGUCCCAUACCAAGACUGUUGCAGCAGCUCCGGACCCACAAUGAUCGGAGGAACACUCACUAGCGUGCUCCUGCUCACCUCCUACGGACUGAUAAGUAUUAUGGGCAACCCCCACAUACCCUAUACUUUAACUUGGAAGGUUUCUAAUUUAGAAACCCAGGAAGUCUAUAAUACUACCCUGCUCUCCGCUUUACUUGGGCCUCUGGCCAUUCUACUUCUCGCUCUCACAUUAGGCCUCUGCAUCAUAAACAAAAUUAUUAAUUUUGUCCAAGACAGGUUCAAUGCUGUACAAUUAAUGGUCUUACGAACUCAGUACCAACCGCUCGAGACAUUACAAAUAGAAAACUAAAGAUCCAAGAUUGGUUCUUUAGGCACAAGGAAAAGGGGGGAAUGAAAGGAACAGCUUUGAAUCCAAAUGACAGCCCUGCCUUAGUUUAAAGCUAGGUUCUCUUUUCUGCUUAUUAUGGAUCUUUGAUAAGAAAUACAAUUGCUGAGAAGUCUGUUUUGCUUGCUGUUUGCUAUGAGCAUUGUGAGACCUUUCCUGAUUGUAACCCGCUGUGUAGUAGAAUGGGCUGUAAAACUUCCUAAAUGUAGUCUGAUAUGUAAUGAAAUGAGUGAUUGUAUACAAACUAACCGGCAUUUCUCGCUUCUGUAAACCUGCUUGCUUAGCACAUUCCUCACCUACCCCCUUCCCCCUUUCUUCCUCCCGCCACAAGUAAAAACCUCCCCUGUGCUAUUUGUCUCUGUCUAUAAAAACGCUAUACCAACCCUAAUCGUGGCCUCUUGCGUCACCGGCGACGAGUGCGCAGAGGACCAGGUUCGAACCUGCAGUAAACG
Messenger RNA from Neofelis nebulosa (Clouded leopard), 3706 nucleotides. RefSeq lists its product as uncharacterized. NCBI's taxonomy places the organism in Eukaryota, Metazoa, Chordata, Mammalia, Carnivora, Felidae. Gene Ontology annotation, biological process: DNA integration; virion assembly. The record is from RefSeq and is a predicted model, not a curated record. Gene Ontology annotation, molecular function: nucleic acid binding; RNA-DNA hybrid ribonuclease activity.